Molecule: messenger RNA, 1237 nt
Organism: Rhinopithecus roxellana (golden snub-nosed monkey)
Lineage: Eukaryota; Metazoa; Chordata; Mammalia; Primates; Cercopithecidae
Exons: 1
Coding region: 250-585 (111 amino acids)
Source: RefSeq, a predicted model, not a curated record
CGCCAGCUCAGAGAACUGCCAAGUCAGUUCCGGUCGGCAGAGAACGCGGAGAGACGCAGAACGCGGCCCGCUCCUUCGGGGCCCUCCAGGCCCUCCGGCCCCGGGCCGGCGGGUGAAGUGGGGGGCCCCGGGACAGGCCGAGCCCUGUGCCAUGCAGAUACCAGAGGCCUCUGCUGCGGCUGCCCACUGGCUGUGCCCAGGCCUUGAAGCCGCAGCGAACCUCUCUUCCCCACCUCACCUCGGUGACUGAUGGCGGCGGCGGCCUCUCCCAGCCCGGACCCGGCCGGCCGCCGGGUCUCCCGGCCCAAGCCUGCCGGGCCUCAACGAAACGCCCGCAGAGCGGCCGGGACGCAGCGCCUUUGGGCGGCGGCGGGCGUGGCGGGCCGGGAAGCAUGGCGGCCGCUCGAACGCCGCGCGGCGGAGGCCAUUAGGGCGUGUAGGGCCCAGGAAGGUGGCCUAGGAACGCAGGCAGGCUCGGCUGCCUCUUUAGGCCACGGAGCCGCGCAGAUCCGGUUCCCGGGUGACCACUCUGUCGCCAUUGGGCGAAACCUACCUAGUCCUGACGACAACGGACAAAGGCCUUAACGGGCCUGGGAGGUGAGCGAAGUCCCGAACGACGACGGGUGGAACGAUUAGCGGCCAUCGGGCAGUUGGUCUUCUUUCUACCAGACUUUGCUGUCGGAAGAGAGAAAUGGUAGAAUGACAGGGCACGUUUGACCCGUUGGAAAUGCCCGCCACCCUCUGGGAAGAUUUACUGGCCGAUUUUGGAAGGCCUGUGUAUAUAAUAUGAAAAAGCUGCUCUCAACUCCACCCCAACCUUUUAAUAGAAAACAUUUGUCACAUCUAGCCCUUUUAGAUGGAAAGAGGUUGCCGACGUAUGAUAAAGUAGAGUUAGAAAGUCACACAUCUUGUAAAUUCUCAUUUGUUUAAAAGAAAUCAUAGAAAAUACGUGUCUUCUGGAGAUGACUUUUGGAAAUGAAGUUGUUAGACGGCCUCUGGAAGCGAUAUGUCCACGUUAAGUGGGUUAGAUGACGUGGAGCUGGAAGACGUGAGAAGGAAGAGAAGGUUUAAUGCUAGACUGGUCAUAUUUAGAAGACAUUUUCAUAUUCUAUCCAUUGUUUGUGCAUUUUAUUCCUCACUACUGUGUAUAUAGUUGACAAUGCUAAGCUUUUUUGAAAUGUCUAUUUUUAGAUGUUCUGAAGUGCCUGAUGUAUGUUAAAAUUAGAGGUAGCAAAAU